CAUGGCGAGCCCCCUCUCGGCCGCAGCGUCUCUAAGGAGCUGUCGCGUAGUCGUCACCGGAAUAGGAGCAAUAACACCAUUAGGAAACACGUUUGCGGAAUCUUGGCAAUCUCUCUUACGCAAAGAGACCGGCGUGACAAGCUUGACCGAAGCUUUGUCCUGGCAGGGUCUAUCGUCGGAGGAACUCUUGCAUCGAGAACUCACCGUUGCCGCAACCUUGCCUUGUCAAGUAGCGUCACCCGUACGAUGGCAGCACAAAGAUAGUCGAACCAAUCGGUUUGUGCAGCUGGCGCUUGUGGCUGGACGAGAAGCCAUGCUUGAGUCAGGCCUCGACAAGUGGAUCCAGGCUGGAGAAGGGCAGAUCGAUCGUAGUACAACGGACAAUCCACGGCGUCACCGAAUUGGCGCCUGCAUCGGCAGUGGCAUGUCGGGUGUUCGGGAAAUUGCGCAAGCCGUCAAUUCGAUGGAAACAUCGGGAUUCCGGAAACUCAGUCCUCAUUUCGUGCCCAAAGUUUUGUCCAAUUCUGCGGCCGGACGCCUUUCCAUAGAAUUUGGUUUGCAGGGACCCAAUCAUUCGGCCUCCACCGCCUGUGCUGCUGGAAGUCACGCUAUUGGCGAUGCCUUCCGUUGUAUCCAAUAUGGAAACGCCGAUGUCAUGUUGGCGGGUGGAGCCGAGUCCUGUAUAGAUCCACUCAGUAUGGCUGGGUUUUGUCGAUUGCGAGCAUUGUCAACGGCGUACAACGACACACCCGAGAAAGCCUCGCGUCCGUUCGAUCGCGAUCGGGACGGCUUUGUCAUGGGAGAAGGAGCAGCAAUUUUGGUUUUGGAGCGCCUGGAACACGCCCUUGCCCGUGGUGCUCCUAUAUUGGCCGAAUUGUCGGGCUACGGCUUGACUGGUGACGCGUACCACGUGACCGCCCCUGAUCCUCUAGGAUGUGGCGCGCAACGCGCCAUACAAAUGGCCUUGGAUCAAUCAUUCGGUGAUCGCCGUUACGUGGAGGAAAUGCCCGUCGGAUAUGUGAACGCUCACGCCACGUCCACCCCCAAAGGCGACGAAAUUGAGGCCCGAGUCAUUCAUGAUGUUUUUCGUGAUUCAUCGCCCAAUCUGAUUGUCUCCGGAACGAAAGGCGCAACGGGUCAUUUGCUUGGAGCGGCCGGUGCCAUUGAAGCUGCAUUCACAGUCCAAGCACUUAAUACACGACAGAUACCGCCUACAUUGAAUUUGCAUGAGACCGAUGCCGAAACGGAGCACUUUGGAUUUCAACACGCUCGGGAUACCAUGCAUGUACCGACUCUACAAGUGGCGUUGAGCAAUAGUUUUGGAUUUGGCGGGACGAAUGCAUCUCUUCUUUUUAAAAGAAUAAGUUUUGAGUAG
Phaeodactylum tricornutum CCAP 1055/1 is the source of this 1375-nucleotide messenger RNA. It is a transcript of the gene FABFb, whose product is annotated as 3-oxoacyl-[acyl-carrier-protein] synthase. The transcript has a single exon. Bases 2 to 1375 code for a protein of 457 amino acids. The record is from RefSeq and is a predicted model, not a curated record. Gene Ontology annotation, molecular function: 3-oxoacyl-[acyl-carrier-protein] synthase activity. Gene Ontology annotation, biological process: fatty acid biosynthetic process. Lineage: Eukaryota; Bacillariophyta; Bacillariophyceae; Surirellales; Neidiaceae.